This is a messenger RNA of Pseudomassariella vexata, 3963 nucleotides long. RefSeq lists its product as uncharacterized. The record is from RefSeq and is a predicted model, not a curated record. Lineage: Eukaryota; Fungi; Ascomycota; Sordariomycetes; Amphisphaeriales; Pseudomassariaceae. Bases 355 to 3636 code for a protein of 1093 amino acids. Gene Ontology annotation, molecular function: ATP binding; ABC-type transporter activity; ATP hydrolysis activity. Gene Ontology annotation, cellular component: membrane. The transcript is spliced from 4 exons.
UGCAUAGGAGGCUCGAAGCAUUGGGCUGUACUUCGUAGAACUUCAUCCUCUACAUUUCGUCUUUCCAAAUUCCAAAGUAGGUUAAGCAGAGGGCCUUUUACCGCUCGUCUUGAAUCGUAUCUUUCAAAUCGUCUGGUCUCGGACUAGCGUGGCCCGAGUAAUUGGCCAACAGCACUGUCCUCGAGCUCUGAGAGCGGAGAGCUCCUCGCGGCCCGUGGGGAUGAAUGUGGCAACCUAUCGCUGCUACGGCCAAAUCACCGAUCAGCUAGCCUGACAAGCUGGUGUCUGUCUCCUGGCCCAUCGAGUUCACACGUUUACCAUCCGCCAACAUCAAAACUUAACCUAAACGUCGCGAUGGCCAGAUCCGUCAUGUGGUCACCGUCGAGACUGAGGGUGCUCGCCCUGGGGGCACUGUCGUUAUCGCCACGUCUGGUAACGGCACAGCGCAACUACACCCAAGUCGACAUGCUGCGAGCUCAGCUGGCGCUUCUCAACGACAGACCCUCUGAUUGCCCGCCUUGUUUCAAUUGUCUCCUCCCAGCCUUCACCUGCGGCCAAUAUGGCGAAUGCAACGAGUACAACGGAAAGUGCGAAUGCCCGCCGGGCUUUGGAGGCGAUGAUUGCUUAGAACCAACUUGCGGUUCCCUUGCCCGUGGAAAAGACCGACCGAUACGCGACGGCGACACCUGCGACUGUGACGACGGUUGGACCGGUAUCAACUGCAACGUUUGCACCGAGAAUGUCGCCUGCAAUGCUCUUAUGGAAACAGGAGACGGCGGGGUCUGUUAUCAAAACGGAGAGGUCGUCCAGGAAAACUACCAGAUGUGCGACGUGACAAACGAAAAGAUCUUGUCCAUGCUCGAUGGCAAGAUUCCCCAGGCUACCUUCUCCUGCGAGAGGGAGAGCGGUGUCUGCGACUUCCAGUUCUGGAUUGAUCGCAAGGAAUCCUUCUACUGCCACUUGCAAAACUGCAAGUCUGAGGCCGAUUUUACCUCCGACCAGAACAGUACCUUCUACAAGUGCCCCGACGUUGAAUGCUCGUGUAUCCCGGAUCGCUUUCUGUGCGGUGAGGAUGGCUCAAUCGAUUUGACCGACUUUCUGAAAGAGUCGGUUGAAGGGCCUGCUGAAUUCUCGUGUCUGCAGAAAAAUGGUGGCGUCAACGACUGCAAGUUCUCUGAACCGCAGUUGGAUUGGAUGACCAAGAACGUUUUUGGAGACCCCAAUAUUGCGCUGACUUGUCGGUCGGGCGAAUGCCUUUACCACACUGAAGUUCCUGGAUACGAGCGGCCGAUCAAGCGCAUCAACACCCCCCUUAUUGCUGGGGUGAUUGCUGGAUGCUCGCUGUUUUUGGUCGCUGUCAUCCUUCUGGUCUGGUACCUGUCAAGGCGCCAUUUCAAGUACCAGCCCAUUGCCUUGGACGACUCCGACGAUGAGUCCACCAAACUCAUGGCUGACCACAAGCCCGCGUCUUUGUAUUUUGAGGAUGUGUCGUACGAACUAAACGGAAAGCGCAUCCUGUACGAUAUCCAGGGCGUGGCACACCCUGGUGAGAUUAUGGCCAUCAUGGGAGCUUCGGGUGCUGGCAAGACGACUUUCCUGGAUAUCCUAGCCCGCAAGAACAAGCGCGGCCAGGCCAGCGGCAACUUUUAUGUUAACGGCGAGAAGGUCAUGGAUACCGAAUACCGAAACGUAGUCGGCUUCGUCGACCAGGAAGACACGAUGCUCCCUACCCUGACUGUCCACGAGACAAUUCUUAACUCGGCUCUUCUCCGUCUCCCGCGUGGCAUGGGUCGCGUCGCCAAGGAGCAGCGGGUAUGGGAUGUCGAGAAGCAACUUGGCAUUUACCACAUUCGUGACUCUUUGAUUGGUUCAGAAGAGGGCAGAGGUCGUGGUAUUUCUGGAGGUGAGAAGCGUCGUGUCGGCAUCGCCUGCGAGCUCGUCACUAGCCCUUCGAUCCUCUUCCUCGACGAACCUACCAGCGGUCUGGAUGCGUAUAACGCCUUCAAUGUCAUCGAAUGUCUCGUUACCCUUGCCAAGACCUAUAAGCGAACUGUCAUCUUCACCAUUCAUCAGCCGAGAUCCAACAUCGUGGCGCUUUUCGACCGACUACUUUUGCUGGCUCAGGGAAAGACGGUGUACUCGGGACCCUUUGCACACUGCCAGGAAUACUUCGAUCGCAUCGGAUACUCAUGCCCUCCCGGUUUCAAUAUUGCGGAUUAUCUGGUUGAUUUGACCAUGCACGCCGGCUCCUUUCAGCCUUUUGAUGACGGUACUCUCAACGCCGAUGCCACCAGCAUCGGCCCAAGUAGCACAAAGGCCGUCAAGUCGAUCGCGAGUAUUUCCGGCAACAGCACAGCGGAAGACAGCAUUUCCACUGAACCCUCAUCCAGCCGACCCUCGUCUAGUCGACCGAAGAACAAACGCAAGGAUUCCCUCAAGCAGAAGCAAGAGCGAGAGCUGUUCACUCGACGCAAAACUGCUACACCGAAUACGGUUGACACGGUUGACACCGCUACAUCGUCUGACGUGGAAGAAGAGAUUGGAGCCUAUAAGCUCAGGAAGCAAAACGCUCCUCCUCUCAUUCACGUCGAGGAUGUUCACGACCUGCCACCAUCCGUCACAAGCGGUACUGAUCUUGACACUCUGAUGCAGGCAUACAUUGAGUCGGACAUCGCAAGACACACCCACGACGAGAUUCGCCAAGCAGUUGAAAAUGCCGGAAAUGCCAAUGGUCGCAACGGUUACACACCGGAGGGUCCAAACAUCAACGUCGGCGGCAUCGGCAAAGGUUACGCUCGUCCUAGCUACGCUAGGCAGUUCAUCAUCUUGUCUGGGCGAACGUGGAAAAACCUUUACCGAAACCCUCUAUUGAUGUUAACCCAUUACGCUAUUGCUAUUCUUCUAGCUGUCCUCUCCGGCUUCCUGUUCUACGGUCUCACGGAUGAUAUUCCAGGCUUCCAGAACCGUCUGGGUCUGUUCUUCUUCCUGCUCGCCCUGUUCGGCUUCAGCACACUUACUAGUCUUAACGUUUUCGCCUCGGAGCGUCUCUUGUUCGUCCGCGAACGAGCCAACGGAUACUACUCGCCCAUUACCUAUUUUGCGGCCAAGGUCUUGUUCGACAUCAUUCCGCUGCGCAUCAUUCCGCCCAUUAUUAUGGGAUCCAUCAUCUACCCUAUGACAGGCCUCAUCCCUGAUGCGCCCCACUUCUUCACCUUCAUGCUCAUCCUGGUUCUGUUCAACCUUGCCGCCGCGGGUAUCUGCCUUUUCAUCGGCGUAGUGUGCAAGGAUGGUAGCGUUGCGAACCUUAUCGGAUCUCUUGUUAUGCUGUUUUCACUGUUGUUCGCGGGAUUGUUGCUCAACCAUGACGCCAUUCCUGCUACUGCUGUGUGGCUCCAGAACCUGUCCAUAUUCCACUACGGCUUUGAAGGCUUGAUUGUCAACGAAGUCCUUAAGCUAGAGCUGGUUGACAGGAAGUACGGCCUCGACAUCAACGUUCCCGGUGCUGUGAUUCUAAGCAGCUUCGGCUUCGACAACCUGGCCCUGUGGAGCGAUGUCAUCAACUUGGGCAUAUUUGCCGCUGUAUUCAUUCUACUUGCUUAUCUCGCUAUGCAUUUCUUGCUCGUUGAGAAGCGGUAAGCUGCCAAUUCCGUAGAAGCUCGAGUAGAUGCGAGUUACGGCUAGAUGUAGGAUACAUCUGACAUGAAUUUGAGGAUUGCGGAUAUGUAUUUGAUGGGAUCGGAAAGUCGACAGAAGACUGCUGGUUCGAAGGGUUUGGCAUCUUUUUCUAAUCUCUCUUCCCCUAUGUUACUACUACACAGCAUCGCUCAGUCAAACAGUGCUGAGUCUCAUUGUUCAUUGAGACGCAUGAGGGAUUUCGGCGUUUAGGGCUAGUGUAUUUGAUAAAACAUCAGCAGAAAUCGAUGAGAUGUUUAGCAUGCACAUAUUAUGUCCCUGGUUGAGGUG